This is a messenger RNA of Anopheles cruzii, 592 nucleotides long. Its product is annotated as fatty acyl-CoA reductase 1-like. The transcript has 2 exons. The record is from RefSeq and is a predicted model, not a curated record. The annotation marks the transcript as partial. Lineage: Eukaryota; Metazoa; Arthropoda; Insecta; Diptera; Culicidae.
GAACCACUCGUACGCGAUCGUCUCCAACGGAGCGCUGUUCCGGGCGCUCGCCCUCUGCUGCCACACCAUUCCGGCCGGGCUGGCCGAUCUCUUCCGGCGUGCCUGCGGUCGACGGCCAGUCUUCGGCAAGAUGGUCUCGAAGACGGCACGAUUCCUGGAAACGAUGUCCUACUUCGGGCUCCGCGAAUGGCAGGCCGCCAACGACAACGUCGUUCGCCUGCGAACGCUGCUCGGCCACGGCGAGGCGCAGCUCCUAGAGUUUGACCUCGCCGCGGUCGACUGGGACGAGUACUUUCGGACGUACAUCCCGGGCAUCCGACGCUACGUCCUCGGCGAGCCGCACGAUGGCUGCCGCUGGAGUGGCCGCUGGAAUCGAAGGUACUCUCGAAUGUGGUACACCGUGGCCCACUCGGAUAUUCUUCCUUUUGCCGCUUCCUCUUCUUCUUCCGCUUUCAGGAUACACUUCUGGUGUCAAUUAUUGUACAAAGCCCUCUGGAUCUACGUUUGCCUGCGGUUCGCCCGACGGGUGCGCCGUACGUACGUGGUGCGUAAUUUAUUUUCGAUCCUGAUUUCCCAGGGACACGUGGCGUGA